Linderina pennispora is the source of this 1059-nucleotide messenger RNA. Its product is annotated as nucleic acid-binding protein. The record is from RefSeq and is a predicted model, not a curated record. NCBI's taxonomy places the organism in Eukaryota, Fungi, Kickxellomycota, Kickxellomycetes, Kickxellales, Kickxellaceae. The transcript has 3 exons. Gene Ontology annotation, cellular component: methionyl glutamyl tRNA synthetase complex. Gene Ontology annotation, molecular function: tRNA binding. The coding region runs from base 1 to 1059 and encodes 352 amino acids.
AUGUCGGUCGCCAUUUCCAGCAACGAUUCCGCGCUGAAGCUGCUGUUCGCCAGCCUGCCUGAGGCCCAGAAGGAUCUUUCGGUUGACGCUGUCGCUGAUCAGAUCUCGCAGCUCACGCUCGAUGGCCAGAAGGUCGAGGGCACCAACUCGAUUGCGCAGCAGCUUGCGGCCAAGUACAACAAGGACCUGGCUGGUAAGACCGAGACGGACCAGGCCGAGGUUAGCCAGUGGAUGACCAUGUCGGCGCGGCACGGGCCCACGGAGCGCCAGGCGUUCUCGCAGACCAUCAACGAGCACCUGAACGGUAAGACAUACCUGGUGGCCAACUACCUGACCGUUGCCGAUAUCGUUGCGUUCGGAAACGUGCACGCCUACAUGGAGGGCCUGUCGGCUCAGAAGCGGUUCAACUGGAGCAACUUCUCGCGCUGGUUCGAUCUGGUGCAGCACACCGUCUCGGCCGAGGCCCUGGCUGCUGCUGGGCUGAAGCUUAAGGAGAAGAAGGCCAAGAAGGAGAAGAAGCCGCAGCCACCCAAGGCCGAGGUCAAGAUCGUGCCCUCAAUGAUCGACCUGCGUGUGGGCCACAUCACCGACGUCAAGAAGCACCCGGAUGCCGAUGCGCUGUACGUUGAGCAGAUCGAGGUGGGCGAGGAGGCCCCGCGUACGGUGGUGUCGGGGCUGGUGCGGUUCAUUCCGAUCGAGCAGAUGCAGAACCGCGACGUGGUGCUUGUGUGCAACCUGAAGCCGGCGGCCAUGCGUGGCGUCAAGUCGUUCGCCAUGGUGCUGUGCGGCACCAGCCCCGACGGCAACACGGUCGAGUUUGUCGAGCCGCCCAAGGGCAGCAAGCCUGGUGACCGCGUGUACUUUGAGGGCUUUGAGGGCCAGGAGCCCGAGCCCCUGCUCAAGCCCAAGCAGAAGAUCUUUGAGACCAUCCAGCCCGGCCUGUUCACCAACGACGACUGCGAGGCCGGCUGGUACAACGAGGACAAGAAGUUCCACAAGCUGCUGGUCAACGGCCAGGUCUGCACCACUGCCACCGUCGCCAAGGCCACGCUGAAGUAG